Messenger RNA from Solanum lycopersicum (tomato), 463 nucleotides. NCBI's taxonomy places the organism in Eukaryota, Viridiplantae, Streptophyta, Magnoliopsida, Solanales, Solanaceae. The record is from RefSeq and is a predicted model, not a curated record.
AUCAUGGCUAUUCUUCGUAUGAUCAAGAAGCCUUCCGCAACCAGAGAUAUUCCCAAGGGCCAUUUUGCUGUGUAUGUUGGGGAGAUGCAGAAAAAGAGAUUUGUGAUCCCCAUAUCAUUCUUGAGCGAACCUUUAUUUCAAGACUUGCUUAGUCAAGCUGAGGAAGAAUUUGGCUUCGACCAUCCAAUGGGUGGUGUGACUAUUCCCUGCAGUGAGGAUUUGUUCAUCGAUGUCACAUCUCGAUUGAGAAUGUGAGAAGGAAACCAGUCCCUAUUUUUUUGUUAACUCAAUUUUGUAUAGUUGUAGUAAGCCAGGAACUCCACUGUGUACAGUUGAGAGUUAUAAGAAACACUAGGUAGACUAAGGACACAUUUUUCUACUUCAAAAGUAAUUGAAGUAAUGAAACAUUUUACUUCCAUACAUUGAUGUAAUCAAUUCAUUGCAAUAGAAAUUUUUUGCUCAA